Molecule: messenger RNA, 573 nt
Organism: Purpureocillium lilacinum
Lineage: Eukaryota; Fungi; Ascomycota; Sordariomycetes; Hypocreales; Ophiocordycipitaceae
Biological process (GO): protein retention in ER lumen; retrograde vesicle-mediated transport, Golgi to endoplasmic reticulum
Cellular component (GO): Golgi membrane
Source: RefSeq, a predicted model, not a curated record
AUGGACGCGCCGGAGCCCGAUCAGACCCCCUUCGCGAGCGUCACGGCGCACACGUCCAAGAUCCAAAGACAUUACCAAGCCCUCCUGGACCAGUCGACGCCCUUUGUGCUGUACCGAUGGGUCGGCACCGGCGUCGCCCUGCUCCUCUUCUUCCUGCGCAUCUUUUUUGCUCAGGGAUGGUAUAUCGUCGCGUACGCUCUGGGCAUCUACCUGCUCAACCUCUUCCUCGCCUUCCUUCAACCCAAGUUCGAUCCGUCCAACGACGCCCUCGACAAUGAGAUGGAGGACGGCUCCGUCGGCACUCUCCCGACCAAGCAGGACGAGGAGUUCAAGCCCUUCAUCCGCCGCCUCCCCGAGUUCAAAUUCUGGUACUGGGCCACGCGCGCAGUCACCAUCUCCUUCUUCUGCACCUUCUUCGAGAUCUUCAACGUGCCCGUCUUCUGGCCCGUUCUGGUCAUGUACUGGUUGAUCCUCUUUGUUCUGACGAUGCGAAAGCAGAUUCAGCACAUGAUCAAGUACCGCUACGUCCCCUUUACCGUUGGCAAGAAGAGCUACCGCAAGGACAACUCGUAA